Messenger RNA from Eutrema salsugineum, 535 nucleotides. Its product is annotated as TIR domain-containing protein-like. The record is from RefSeq and is a predicted model, not a curated record. NCBI's taxonomy places the organism in Eukaryota, Viridiplantae, Streptophyta, Magnoliopsida, Brassicales, Brassicaceae. Gene Ontology annotation, biological process: signal transduction.
ACUUUACAAUGGUCUCUCUUUAUGUUUUUAUACAAGGAGCAAUGAGAACAACAAAGUCUUUACAAGACGAUUCUAAUGGCGAUGAAGACCAAAGUACAUCACCCUCAGGUGUUCAUCAACUUCCGUGGAGCUGAGCUGAGAGACAAUUUCGUGAAUCGUCUUGUGAUGGCCUUAAGAGAAGGAGAGAUCAAUGUCUUUCUAGAUGUCCAUGAGUUGAAAGGGAGAAAACUAAGGUAUCUUUUGACAAGAAUCAAGAUGUCGAAAAUCACGCUCGCAGUAUUCUCCAAGUACGGCGAUUCAAAGUGGUGUUUGGAUGAGCUCGCGGAGAUGAAAGAACACAUGAAAGAAGGGACACUCGUGGUGAUCCCAAUCUUCUACAACGUAACCGCUAGUGACGUGAAAAGAGCAGGGAAUCUCUAUAUAGAGAAGCAGAUUUCAAUGGAGAGGAUAAGAAGAAAUCUUCACCAUUCGUUUCAAGCAAAUGAAGCAGAAUUACGCAAAUGAUGCCGUGACGGUCAAGAAAUGGGAGCUUGCC